This is a messenger RNA of Juglans regia (Persian walnut), 714 nucleotides long. Its product is annotated as superoxide dismutase [Cu-Zn]-like. The record is from RefSeq and is a predicted model, not a curated record. Gene Ontology annotation, molecular function: superoxide dismutase activity; copper ion binding. The transcript is spliced from 7 exons. Bases 28 to 444 code for a protein of 138 amino acids. Lineage: Eukaryota; Viridiplantae; Streptophyta; Magnoliopsida; Fagales; Juglandaceae. Gene Ontology annotation, biological process: removal of superoxide radicals.
GCUGUUUCAUUUAGAACACAUUAAACGAUGGUGAAGGCUGUGGCUGUUCUUGGCAGCAAUGAGGGUGUCAGUGGGACUAUCUACUUCACCCAAGAAGCUGAUGGCUCUACAACAGUAAGUGGAAAUAUUUCUGGCCUUAAGCCUGGUCUCCAUGUUCAUGCACUUGGGGACACAACAAAUGGUUGCAUGUCAACUGGACCACAUUUCAAUCCUGCUGGCAAAGAGCAUGGUGCUCCUGAGGAUGAGAAUUGGCAUGCUGGUGAUCUUGGAAAUGUCACUGUUGGUGAUGAUGGGACAGCCAAGUUCACAAUAAUUGACAAGCAGAUUCCACUUUCUGGACCAAAUUCCAUUAUUGGAAGAGCUGUUGUUGUCCAUGAAGAUCAGGAUGAUCUUGGCAAGGGGGGACAUGAGCUUAGCAAAAGCACCGGAAAUGCUGGUGGCUGAGUAGCUUGUGGUAUUAUUGGUCUGCAAGGAUGAACUGCUGCUCCCAAAACCGUUAAUCUAGUGUGUAGAGCAUUAUCUCCUGCAAUUAGGCUUGUGAAGGACUUCCUGAGUACUCUUCUAAAUAAAUGACAAACCUCUUUCUUAUCAGUAUUACAUAAAGUUCAUCAAAUUUUCAUUUGCCUUAGUUGUAAUGUUCUCAUACGCAUGCACGUAAGGGAUGUACCAAGCAACCCCCAGUGUAUCUCAAUCUAACAUUCAAGGGUCAUAGCA